This is a messenger RNA of Aspergillus nidulans FGSC A4, 1386 nucleotides long. RefSeq lists its product as uncharacterized. The record is from RefSeq and is a predicted model, not a curated record. NCBI's taxonomy places the organism in Eukaryota, Fungi, Ascomycota, Eurotiomycetes, Eurotiales, Aspergillaceae. Bases 1 to 1386 code for a protein of 461 amino acids. The transcript is spliced from 3 exons.
AUGUUUAUGAUAUUAGUCAGCAUCUGCCUUGGUGCCAUCAUUCUAAGCGGAUGCCAACGGCUUCUCCACCCAUCGACCGUCCUUUCGACCUUUAUCCACAGCCCUCAAUCGGCAAUGUCCUCGAAUCUGAUUGUUCUUCCCCGUCCUGGGCAGAUAACAACUGGCCAGGCAAUCCCCAGCCCUUCCGAAGCCGCUUUCGUGAGAACUUUCGGCCAGCUCUUGCCAGCGGCGUCCUAUCUGUACACUCAGAACGGCAGAAUCGCCUAUUACAGUCAGUCACCAGAAACGAACGACCCUACAGCAACAAUUCGCCGGGUCUUAUUUAUUCACGGAGUCCAGACACCUGCCAUUGGACUGCAGCCAUUAUCAAAGGAGCUCUUUUCGCGCUUUCCUUCCGCACAAGGUGUUCUUGUUGAUCUGUGGGGCCACGGGCUGACAGAUACACCCUUUGCACCCCAUGAGCCGGCCCUUUUUCACCAGCUCAUCGAGGACUUGAUGACACAUCUGGGGUGGCGCGAUGCUCACAUGAUCGGGUACUCCUUUGGUGGGUCGACAACGGCCACGUUCGCUGCCGCGCGGCCUGAUCGUGUCUCGUCUAUGGUGCUUGUCGCACCUGCAGGUCUCUUACGCGACGCUCAUUUCACAGACGAGGAAAGAAGCUAUCUCCGCGGCGGCGAUGACGGGCUGGAAGAGGCUGCAAAGGACUGGAUUCUAGAGUUCCUCGAGGGGGGACGGUUGACCGUGCCAUCCAACUGGGAGGAGAGGGUCGCACGGGGCGAGGUCGUCGCAGAGGCUGUCCGAGACUGGGAGCUGAAAAAUCAUCCAGGACAUCAGGCAAGCGUGAUUGGCGUGUUUCGGGAUGGAGGGGUGCUUGACAGACACGCCGAGUUCCUUCGAGCUGCAAAAGGUGGUGUUCCAGUGUUAUGUGUCCUCGGGGAGACAGACGAUAUUUGUAAGGCUGAGGAUCUCUACGAAGUCGGGUUGAAGAAUGUUGCUGUGGUUCCUGGUGUAGGACACGGCGUCGUCAGAGAACGAGUACCAGAGGUUGUUCACCUCAUUGACACUUUCUGGAGAGCUCACCUAGAUACCAGACUUUGCAAUGUUGUACCAUCGAGCUCUAUAUUACUCCUCUCGCUUACCCUCAACAGUGUCGCUGUGCGUAGGUCCAGGGUCACACCUACCUCCGUCGUGCUGUUCGAUAUCCAGCAGAAGAAGCAACUAGCGGAGUUGACUAUGAGCGGCAUCAAGUACGUAGAACCCAUUGCGCUGAAGCUAUGGAGUUCUUGGGGGCCUGGCUGCUUGCCAGUCCAAUUCACACACGAUAUCAACGAGGACACCCUGAAUGUGCUGGGUGCUAGUUAUGUAGGGCACGAACGCAAAGACUAA